AUAUUUGUGAGCCUUUGCAUGUCCAUGUUUUAGAUUCUCUUUAUUCAUUGUGGAGAACAAUAUAUGUAUACAAAGCUAUGCUUCAUUUCUACCUAUCCAGGAUAUGAAAUCUCUCGUUUUGGAUUUUAUAGUACCUCAAAUAGUAAUAUUGGUAGAAAUACUUCUGAAAAUGUUUAGCGAUGUCUAUAGGGAACAUCGCCAUCUGCAGUUUCCUGUUCAUGGCAACAAAGGGGAGCUUAAGCGAAGAUCUCAAUUUUUCGAUAGCUCAAAGAGAUGCCGCAUACUUGGUGGAAAUUUCAGAUAUAGGUCGAAUCUCCAAUCUCCAAUCUCCCUAUCGAAAACCUCUCUACAAUUUUGUCCCUUCCAACAAAUACCAACAUAUGAACAUAUUUGGGCAAACUUCCAUCCAAUACAACAGCUUGGAUUAGAGAAGCCGGACGUGGUGCCUCUCAUCCAAUACAAUAUCUUAGAAGAGGACCUCCACAUUGUAAGGUCUUCAUUUGAGCAGGCUCGCUUCAAUCUGGUCACAGUUCUUUCUAAUGUCGAGGCCAAGAAGAGGUUUGAGUGUUUGGAAGCUGUUAGUGAGGCAAUGGAUGCUCACCUUAUUCGUUAUUUCAAACAAGGAUAUGAGCUAUUGCAUCAGAUGGAGCCAUAUGUCCACCAGAUCUGUUUUUGUUUAUGAAUUGCCAUAGAAAAUGUGUAGGGUGCUUAAUUUAGCAACAUGAGUUAGUGCAUAGACUAGAUGUGAUCUGCAUUCUUCUGAUCAGUUAGAAGACUCUAUGGCACAAUUGAACUAGCUUUGAUUUUUUCGCACACCAAAAAACAUCGAGAUGAACCACCGCAUCUGAAUGUGAAAAGGUUGGUUAUUAGUGUCUACAUAUAACAACUUUGUGAAUUCAAUUCUAG
This is a messenger RNA of Magnolia sinica, 906 nucleotides long. RefSeq lists its product as uncharacterized. The coding region runs from base 104 to 682 and encodes 192 amino acids. The record is from RefSeq and is a predicted model, not a curated record. Gene Ontology annotation, cellular component: cytoplasm. The transcript has 6 exons. NCBI's taxonomy places the organism in Eukaryota, Viridiplantae, Streptophyta, Magnoliopsida, Magnoliales, Magnoliaceae. Gene Ontology annotation, molecular function: GTPase activator activity; protein binding.